AUGGAACCACAAAAAGGAGGAAACAAUAGAUCAGCAAAAGAAUCCAAUUCUACUUCUUCAGAAGAUGAAUCUAUAGAUCCAGAACAAAGUAGUUCAUCAGCAAUGGAUUACAAACUUGCACAUCGUUUACGUAAACUUCCUCCUUUGCCUUCUCUUGAACCACCGACGAUGGACGCUUCAGAGGCAGUGAGCAAUAUCUUAUACAACACUCCCGCACCAUCUAAAGAACCAAUCAAACGUCAUAUCUUGAACACUUUGGUACAAAACGAACCUGGUGUAUUAUCACGUAUUUCUGGUACUUUGGCAGCAAGAGGCUUCAAUAUCGAUAGUUUGGUCGUUUGUGCAACCGAAAUUCGUGAUCUUUCAAGAAUGUGCAUCGUUUUACGUGGUCAAGAUGGUGUUGUUGAACAAGCUCGCCGUCAAUUGGAAGAUUUGGUUCCUGUUUGGGCUGUUUUGGAUUACACACAAACUCAAGUGAUCGAAAGAGAAUUGAUGUUGGUUAAAGUCUCGAUUCUUGGACCGGAAUAUUUCGAAGAAAGUCAAUAUGGUUUAGGCGGUCAACAUGCAGCUCCAAGCAGUGAUCCACAAACGGAUGCUGCUUAUGCCGUUGGCACUCAAGCAACUGCCCAUCAACAACCACCACCUCUAACACCUACUGAGGCUUUACGUGUGAAAUCCGACAAUAUGCGAACGAUCAUUCAACUUGCCCAACAAUUCCAAGGUCGUGUUGUAGAUGUGAGCACAGCAAGUUUGAUUGUUGAAAUUAGUGCAAAGAGUAGCAGAUGCGAUGCAUUUUUGAAACUCGUUCGUCCGUUUGGCGUUUUGGAAUGUGCAAGAAGUGGAACAAUGGUCUUGCCAAGAUCUCCAAUCACUUCUUCUUGGACCGGUAACGAAUUCAUGGAAGAAGAAAUGGACGCAGUUGAUGCAGGCUUGCUACCGCCAGGAUAA
This is a messenger RNA of Meira miltonrushii, 948 nucleotides long. Its product is annotated as acetolactate synthase. The record is from RefSeq and is a predicted model, not a curated record. Gene Ontology annotation, molecular function: acetolactate synthase regulator activity. Gene Ontology annotation, cellular component: mitochondrial nucleoid; acetolactate synthase complex. NCBI's taxonomy places the organism in Eukaryota, Fungi, Basidiomycota, Exobasidiomycetes, Exobasidiales, Brachybasidiaceae. The transcript is spliced from 2 exons. Gene Ontology annotation, biological process: branched-chain amino acid biosynthetic process. The coding region runs from base 1 to 948 and encodes 315 amino acids.